CAUAGUUCUACGGAACAAGAACUAUCUGAUGAACAUACCGACUACGUCUUCUCAGAUAUGGAAGUUACAGCUUGGAUAGCUAAUGGAUUGAACUUAGAGUCUCCCUCCAAGGAAUUGGAUGAAUUUUACACAUAUAAGAUGUGCAAGGACGACUUUGACUCAAUCACCAUUCCGCCUAUUGAGCCUAUAUCCAAGGUGCCUUCGAAUCUACGCACAUCUUUUGACAAAGCUUCUAGAUUCCAGAAUCAACAUCUGCCAGCAUUUAAUGUGAGGCAAUUCCCCUUACAUCACAUGGACCCCUUCAUGAGAGCGCCGGACUUAGAUGAAAAUAUAAAACUGGUUAACGACUCUCGGAACAAGGUCUACAAGGUGGAGGAUAAGAAGUUGGCUCAACUUGAUACAGCGACGAGGAGAUCCUUCUUCGGAUUAGCGAGGUCCAGAGCAAUCAGUGAGGCAUUGAUUAACAAGUUCCAGAACCCCAGUUCGGAAGAAGAUAGAAUGAUAUUAUCUGCUUUGCUCACUCAGAAAAAGGACCAAUAUUUCAUAUCGGAUCAUCUGGCCUCAACGUCGGCGGGUGUCACCUUAUUACGGAGACAGGUUCGGAGGUGAGAUAGAUGAAGCAGCCAAGGAAGCUACUCACGACUCAAGGGAAGUCAUGAUGAUCAAGUCUAUAGAUACUCUAGCCAACGUCAUUCGUCAUACUUCACAGAAGUACAACAGCAAAUCAAAAUUUUCCGGUAUCCAGAAGGCUAAGGAGAAGAAGUACUCCAACUUCAGAGGCGGGAAAAGUCCUUUUCGUCGCCCAUCCGGAAACUACAGAGGAAACUCAGGGAGAGGACGUACUCCCAGAGGUUUCACAGGGGCUAGAUGCUGAAA
Molecule: messenger RNA, 876 nt
Organism: Haliotis rubra (blacklip abalone)
Lineage: Eukaryota; Metazoa; Mollusca; Gastropoda; Lepetellida; Haliotidae
Exons: 2
Coding region: 58-609 (183 amino acids)
Source: RefSeq, a predicted model, not a curated record